CGAUCCAUAGCCUCCGUUGAAUCCAUUCCAUACACAUCCUGUUUCGAUGCCACGACGCAGCCAGGAGUCCGACGACGAGGCCUACGCCCGGGCCCUCCAGGAGGAGUACCGCAAGGAGUUUCUGCGGCGGCAGGCGGAGCAUAGCACCCCUCCCGACGGCGAUAGCAACAGCAAUAGCAACAGCAAUAGGAACACCAAAGGCAGCCCCAGGAACAGCCCCAGGAACACAGACACAAACACUAGAAACACCAGCAAGAAGAAAAAGAGCAGCGGCAAGAACGGGAAUCCGGGGAAAGGCACCACUUCCAAGGGGGCGGCCGCCACCGGCGAAAAGAACCGCCACCGCAAGCCACCGAGCCCCACGGGCGCUGGUGCUGCUUCCGCUUCCGCCCCGUCGAGCCGGAAAGCAAACGCAACAGCGAAAGCAAAAGCGAACCCCAAGAGGCCCACCGGGAACCACGGAGAAGCCACCCGCCGGAGGAGGAGCAGCGGGGGCGGAGGGAGGAGCCCCCGGGAGCGGAGCAAGAGCGCCGGGAAAAAGAGGAGGAGCAGCGCAAGCACCAGCACGAGCACCAGCGACCGGAGCACCAGCGGGAAGACCGCCUCGCGGAGGAGCGCCAGCGACAAGAACCUCUCGCGGAGGAGCAGCAGGCGGUCGUCCUCCGGGAGGUCCUCGGCCGGGGACGACUGGCUCUNAACCUCUCGCGGAGGAGCAGCAGGCGGUCGUCCUCCGGGAGGUCCUCGGCCGGGGACGACUGGCUCUCCCUGCACUACCCGGCCGGGGAAGACAGACCCCCGGUCCUGUCGUCCCGGGACAGCUUUCACCGAAGGGAGCUCCGCCGGAAGCACGAGGAGGAGCUCUCGAGGGUCCGGAGCGAGAGCGAGCGGCACCUCGGGCGCUCGGAAGCCCAGGCCCCCACGGUGGUGGUCGUGGGAAGGCCGGUGGUGGAAGCCCCCUGGCCGUCCGAAGGUGCCUACGGGGAGGCCUCGUGGGGUGCCUCGCAGGAAGACCUCGACGCGGAGUACGCCCGGAGGGUCCAGGCCGAGUGUUCCUACCUGGACCAGCAGCAGCGGCGGCUGGAGGAGGUCCAGGCGGCCUCGGCGCUAGGGAGCCCGGGCCGGGAGGACGCCGGCGGUUCCCUGGAGCCAAGUUGGAGCACGGGCACUGGCACGGGCACUGGCAUUGGCAUCGACAACGAGCCCCUUGCGGCGGCAUCGGGCUACCACGACGACGACGAGGCCGUCGCCCGGAGGAUCCAGCAGGAACUCGCCGACGCCGAGUACGCCCGCCGCAUCGGCCUCGCCGAGGAGCAGAACCUGGCCUCGCAGACGGCCCUCCGGGAGGCCCAGGCCCACCUCGAGCUGGAGGCCAGCCAAAAUUCGCGGAAGCACUGUGUCCUGCGGUGGAUGCCCACGGGGAUCUGCCUCGCGGUGGCCGUCGCGGUCCCCCUCCUCUUUCUCUUUGACGUCUUUGACCCCUCGGACGUUCCCUUCUUUGGGGACCUCUUUGGGGACGACUGGGUCGGGAACGAUCCCUGGAGCGGGACCAACAUGACGAUCGACGUGGUCAACGGGACGUCGGUCCCGAGGCUCCCGCCCGGCGCCUACGGGUGGGCGACCCUCGGGGGCAAGGAAACCGGCAAAGGCCUCUCGCUCGACCUCCUCAACGCCUGCAGCGACGACUACCAGGUCUUUGUCCAGGAGGCGAUCCGCAACUGGGACGAGGGCAGCCCGAUCGAUUCGCUCACGCUCUACUCGAACCGGAUCGACUACGAGAGCGAGUGCACGACCGUCACGGGCAAGAUGAAGAUCUGCAACGGGUGAGUGGAAUCGAAUCGAGUCGAAUGGAGUGGAGCGUAGCGUAGCGCAGCGUGUUUUGAAUUGAAUUGAAUUGAAUUGAAUUGAAUUGAAUUGAAUUGAAUUGGGGGGUGGCGGAGAAAGGCCCACGAGUUGGGCUGGGCUGCGUUGUGUUCUUUUGCGUUGCGUUGUGCUUGUUUCGCGUUGCGUUCGGUUCUGUUUUUUGGUUUUGUUGUUCUCUUGUGGUGCUUUGCGUCUGUUGUCCGCUCACCGCCUGGAAUUUGUUUCGACCUUCCCGCGGAUCCCACGCUGCACGAAUUGCAUUGCCAUUGCCAUUGCCAUUGUGAAUGAAUCACCCGAUCGAAUUGACCCGGUUCAGCGACUACGGAGACACCCGGUGGCGCGGCCUCAACGAGGUCCUCCUCAACCCGAGGCAGAACACCAUCGUCGCCUCGACGGCCAAGCUCAACCAGUACUACCUCGACUUUGAGGGCAACGACCAGAAGCUCUACACCUGUUGCCACGAGCUGGGCCACGGCUUUGGCCUCCCCCACUGGGACGAGAGCUUUUUCAACAAGGACCUGGGCAACUGCAUGGACUACACCCAGCGGCCCCGGGACAACAUGCGGCCCGACGACUCGAACUUUUUGUACCUGGCGCAGCUCUACGGGGGCCGGGAGGUGGCCACCGGGAAGGACCUCUCGGCGAAGGACGUCCGGGACAUGGUCUGGGCGGAAAAGGAGGCCGGACCGAAGGACCCCUCCCCCCCCCUUUCGAUCGGGAGCCUCGAGGAGGACGCGGACGUGGAGCUCUGGGAACAGGAGCCCGGCGGCGAAAAGCGGAAGCUGGGCCUCCGCGGUGGAUGGCAGCGCGGCCGCCGCCUGUUCUACCGGACCAAGCGGGUCCUGGAGGCGAGCGACGACGUCGAGGUCCACCUGGUGGAGAGCGACGGCUUUCCGGGGGGCCUCGUCCUGGUCCGGCACUACCUGCUCGUCCGCGACGACGACUACUAGCGCCGCAAACGAAUCACGGUCGCCCCAACGAUCCGCAAACGAAUACUACAGUACUACUACAGUAAUAGAAUGUGUUUUACCUG
Molecule: messenger RNA, 2893 nt
Organism: Pseudo-nitzschia multistriata
Lineage: Eukaryota; Bacillariophyta; Bacillariophyceae; Bacillariales; Bacillariaceae
Source: the annotation of a GenBank genome assembly